AAUUAAGAACUGUUCCUCAGAUUAGAUCGUCUACCAUGAUUUAAACCGGUGAACGUCAGUUGGCUACCUUGUUAGAAGCUGACAGGUAUUAAAACUAAGAUAACUGCCUAGCUAAAUUCUGUAUAAGUUGCGUAAGUCGCUCUGGAUAAGAGCGUCUGCUAAAUGCCUUUAAUGUAAUGAGACAAGUUAAUGGAGAGGUUUAUAAUUCACUCUUAAUUGUCAGCACUUAUCUUUCUUUGCAGGUUUAAAUUAAUUUAGCUUUAUGUACCCGGUGGACCUGAAAGAUGGUUGGGACUCACUUCUUUAAAUUGUAAAAAUCCAAAACAAAAUUUCUAACAUUUUGAGGGAAAAAAAACUUUUCCAUCGGGGAUUCUCGAAUCAUCUGGCCACCCUGUGUUGAACAGACUUUCGUUUUUCUUUGUUUUUGUGACUGUGCUGUGCGUCUGCGUCACGGUUCGCCCGUUUAGGCUGUACAAAGGUCACCAGCACGGGUUCAGUUUUCAGGUCAGUGCGGCAGUCAGACUAUCUGGAAUAUCGAGCGAUGUGACACUUGCUCGGUAUUGUAGGCUACGUCCGUUCCACGAUGCUUAUGUUUGUCGGUUUUAAAAUGGCUUUUGCCGUGAGGAAACCCGGUUCUGCGUGCUUUACUCAUGCAGCGCGGCGCUUUGUGAACACCAGCAAUGGACUCACUUCUACCCCGGUAAAAUUUAAUAUAAAACCAGACAAAAAGUGUUUAUUUGACACUCCUGUGCAUAUAAAAGUGGAAGGUUUGCGCCCGAAACAGCAAGUUAUUUUCCGAGCAACACUGACGGACGAGAAACAGGAUAAGUUUGUGUCUAGCGCUCAUUUUGAGGCGGACACUGGAGGUGUGCUCGAUCUGAGUAAAUCUGCGGCUCGUGGGGGAGACUACGUCGGGGUUCAUCCCAUGGGAUUCAUGUGGGCUAUGAAACCUCAGACAGAGCUGGGAAGGUUGUUCAGAAAAGAUGUGACUUCACCCUUCAAAGUGCACCUUUCCGUGCACGAGAAAACAGCCUCCGGUAGCGAAGAGCCGAUGAUAGCUUCUUGCAUUCACGAGCGAGGGUUCAUUGGGGACGGGGUGCAAAAGAUCCCGGUGAGAGAGGGACGGAUUCGAGCAACUCUAUUUCUACCGCCCGGUAAGUGUGAGAAAGGGGGUAGGCUAGUGUUUUGAAAACUUUCUACUUAAGUUAAGAACGUACGUACACAUGUUACGUUGCAAACAUAAAUCUAUACAUAUUAACUAUAUACCCAAACAUAUGAUCUAUAAAAGUAUACAUAUAAACAAACGUUUCGUGGUUGCAAAUAACUUGGCUGACAUUGGCUAAUUCCAAGUUGCGGGUCGCACUCAAAGUACGUCACACUUGCGACGUCAAACUAUAAACAAACAGACGUCGACGUCACAGAUCUUCUGUGAUACCCGUGCAUAUUUAACUAGACAGGCAAGCACGCCUUCUGCGAGCCUGAGCUUGCGACGACCCGCAAGUAACCCUGUGCUGCGCAUGUUCAGUGCAGAACAUUGGAGCUCCCAUCGAAGUGAAUGGGGAAUGUCAGACUUCUGAAAGCAACCUAGAACUUCCUCGAUAGUAUUUUGAAAACAGAUUAACGAUCGUUACACUUAAUAUGAGAAGCAGAUUGUGAAAAUAUGUAAUAAAAUGUGUACAAAUAAAAUGUGUACAUUUUUAAUAAAUAUUUCCCCAAAACGUCUGGACCAAAACGACCAUUGUUUUGAAAACUGCAACUCCUGUUGAAAUGUAUGAUCACAGAAAUUGACAGAUGAGGUUUUUUUUUUUGGUUGUUAGGUCACCUUGGUUUUCUACAUUGAACUCAGUGGAGGGCAAACUCUUGACCCAUAGAGGAAGUUCCCCAUUCUUUCAUGAUUUCAUGGAGACGUGCACUCUGCUAAUUUGUGAAAAUAGAUGUCAUUCUUACAUAACUCCUUCAUGUUAAAAUGAUAAAUCAAAGGCAUGCUAUGCAGAAUAUUAUAUAUU
This is a messenger RNA of Anguilla rostrata (American eel), 2006 nucleotides long. RefSeq names its product acyl-coenzyme A thioesterase 3-like. Gene Ontology annotation, biological process: fatty acid metabolic process; acyl-CoA metabolic process. The coding region runs from base 584 to 1189 and encodes 201 amino acids. NCBI's taxonomy places the organism in Eukaryota, Metazoa, Chordata, Actinopteri, Anguilliformes, Anguillidae. The transcript has a single exon. Gene Ontology annotation, molecular function: fatty acyl-CoA hydrolase activity. The record is from RefSeq and is a predicted model, not a curated record.